Messenger RNA from Trypanosoma brucei brucei TREU927, 915 nucleotides. Its product is annotated as mitochondrial carrier protein, putative. The transcript has a single exon. The record is from RefSeq and is a predicted model, not a curated record. Gene Ontology annotation, biological process: mitochondrial L-ornithine transmembrane transport. Lineage: Eukaryota; Euglenozoa; Kinetoplastea; Trypanosomatida; Trypanosomatidae. Gene Ontology annotation, molecular function: L-ornithine transmembrane transporter activity. The coding region runs from base 1 to 915 and encodes 304 amino acids.
AUGCACGCCCUUGUACAUUUUGGAAAUGAAGGAUGGUUAGUUUCCACCUGCACUUGGAUGACUGAGGAGUAUGUCCACACGGUUGUAGCGGGUACAAUAUCUGGCGCGGCUGGUGUAUUGCUAGAGUACCCACUCGACACCAUAAAGGUUCGGCUGCAAAUGGGUGGUGGUCGUUACACCGGGUACUUCAAUUGUGCAUCGCGCAUGAUACAAGAGGAGGGUACACUUUCUUUGUACAGUGGAGUCUCCACACGCAUUGUGGGCUCUGCCUUCGAGCACGCCGUUGUGUUCUCCUCGUAUAAGUGGACGCUUAGAGCUGUCGGGACAGAUGAACAGCAUCCAAGAGUGUGGCAGAUCGCACUUGGCGGAGUUGGUGGUGGGGCCAUGUCUACUGUUUUGCUCACACCACUAGAACUGGUCAAGUGCCGUAUGCAGGUGGCAAACGUGCAACCCGGUGCAAAGUGGCGAAACGGCAGCGUCGCCGACUGUGCUGCAAGUAUUGUGCGUGAGGGUGGGCUAACGGCACUUUACAAAGGUGGGCUUGCGAUGUUGGCAAGGGAAAUCCCGGGAACGGCAGCAUAUUGCGGCACGUAUGAUAAACUGAAAGAGUUUCUCACACCAGAAGGGGGUUCAACCGCAAAUUUGUCGAUUUGGAGUUUAAUGUUUGCCGGUGGAUGUAGUGGUGUUGCCUUUUGGACCAUAUUUUUCCCUGCUGAUGUGGCCAAGACGAGGAUGCAAGUGGACCCCGCUUUCGCUAAAGUGGGAUUCUUGGAGGCCCUUCGCCGCAUAUACAUAGAAGGGGGCAUGCGACUGCUCUACCGGGGCUGGACGGGCACAGCUGUGCGUGCAUUUCCGUCUAAUGCGCUAAUAUUUGCGGUGUUUGAUUUAACCAUGUACGCCCUCACCAGGGAUUAG